Phyllostomus discolor (pale spear-nosed bat) is the source of this 3175-nucleotide messenger RNA. It is a transcript of the gene PIGW, whose product is annotated as phosphatidylinositol glycan anchor biosynthesis class W. Gene Ontology annotation, molecular function: glucosaminyl-phosphatidylinositol O-acyltransferase activity. The record is from RefSeq and is a predicted model, not a curated record. The transcript has 2 exons. Bases 521 to 2203 code for a protein of 560 amino acids. Gene Ontology annotation, biological process: protein localization to plasma membrane; GPI anchor biosynthetic process. Gene Ontology annotation, cellular component: endoplasmic reticulum; membrane. NCBI's taxonomy places the organism in Eukaryota, Metazoa, Chordata, Mammalia, Chiroptera, Phyllostomidae.
GGUCGGGUGGGGCGGCGGGAAGAGCCCUUGGAGCGCAGGGAAGAGGAGGGGCGGGAGCGAACCCGGGAGAGAAAGCCGAGACUGCGGGCUCGCACCCGGCCGCAGCCGCUCUAAGCUAUGCGGCGGGGGCCAGCCGGCUCCUCCCUGAGGGCGGUGCUAGCGUACCCGGCGCGCGGCGCACGUGGUCCGCCUGGGAUGCGGGGAUCCCCAGUUGGGGGCUCCACCGGCACAAAAUUUUGAGAGCCUGGGGUAAGAUGGGAAUGCAAGGGAGGCCCUUGGUAUUCUGGUGGGAGAGGCGCGAAAAGCAGUGUUUCCUCGGCCAUUUACUGGGCUGUGGAGUCUUUCGGUAGGGGCCGCCAGGGUGGAAUCUCGCGCCCGGCUCUCUGACCCCAUCCCUCUGAUAGGCCUCGCCGUGAGGUCUGAGCAGUGGUACUGCGCGUGACGUGCCUUUUCCAUUCCUUGCUCCUCUGAUGGGCCGGCCCACGGCCACGACCCGGGAGGACCUGGGCUGAGCAGCCCCAUGCUAGAGAUGGCGUGGGGAGCCGGUGGGGCGUGGGAAACCAGCAACACCCUGGGUCGGACGCGCGCGCGAUCCGCCGGCCCGGAAGCGCAGGCCACCCCGCGUUGGCCGGAAGCGCGUCUUGGGAGGCGGAAGCUGCUUGCUCCCGCGUCGCCCCGCGGGAAGAAGAAAAAAAUGUCUCAGAAGCAGAUGAAGGAAGCUUUUGUCAGUAACCACAAUGGAACCAGCGUGCUAGAAGUCACCCAGGGCUUGUGCUUGCCUGUGCUCUGUAUCCUGUGCAGAGGGCUCCUGGUCAUUCUCUCACAGCUCUCGCGUUCUUCACAUACCUGGAGAGCUCGGUUCUUCAUUGACUUCGUUUUCCUCAUAGUUCCCCUGGUGACCACUCUGACCAUUUUGUCUUCAUUUAUCUACCUUGAGCACCUCGCUGUAAUUAUCUUUGGGGCAGGGCUAUUCUACCAAAUAUAUCACCAGAGAACUUGCUAUGCCAGAAUGCCUGUCCAGAAAAUCCUUGAAAAGUUCUCAAAAAUUAGUCUAGAAUCAGAAUACAUUCCAGCCAUCUCCUGUUUCCGUGUAAUCAACAGCGCAUUUACUGCUGUUGCCAUUUUGGCUGUGGACUUCCCACUUUUUCCCAGAAGAUUUGCCAAAGCUGAGCUCUAUGGCACAGGAGCAAUGGAUUUUGGUGUAGGAGGCUUUGUUUUUGGGACUGCAAUGGUUUGUCCAGAGAUUAGGAAAAAAUGUAUGGAAGGGUCCAAAUUUUAUUCUUUUACAAAGUCAUUGUACUCUGUUUGGCCAUUGGUCUUUCUAGGAAUGGGACGAUUAAUCAUCAUAAAAUCCAUAGGCUACCAGGAACAUUUAACUGAGUAUGGAGUUCACUGGAACUUUUUCUUUACCUUAAUAGUUGUGAAAUUGAUAACAUCACUGCUUUUGACUUUCUUUCCCCCAAAUAAAUCUUGGGUUGUGGCUGUCAGUAUUACUGUAUUAUACCAGUUAGCCCUCGACUUAACCCCAUUGAAAAGGGUAAUUUUGUAUGGCACUGAUGGCAGAGGCACAAGGGCUGGUUUCUUCAAUGCCAACCGAGAAGGAAUAAUGUCUACCUUGGGGUACGUGGCAAUACACAUGGCUGGUGUACAAACAGGGUCAUAUGUGCUUAAAAAAAGAUCACACAUUAAAGACUGGAUAAAAGUAGCAUGUUGUAUUCUACUGACAGCUGUUAGCCUCUUUGUAUCUCUUUACAUAGUUCAGGUAAAUGUAGAAAAAGUAUCUCGAAGAAUGGCCAAUUUAGCCUUUUGUAUUUGGAUAGUUGCUUCUAGCCUAAUCCUUCUUAGUAGUUUAUUACUGGGUGACAUAAUUUUGAGUUUUGCCAAAUUUCUAAUUCAAGGGGCUGUAGUACCAUGUUCUUGGAAACUUAUCCAGUCUCCAGCUACAAAUAAAAAGCAUUUAGAAGCUCUAGUCUCUGAAGCUGAAAGAAAGAAACCCAGUCUUUGUUUAAUCACAGCUAUAAACAGAAACCAGUUGAUUUUUUUCUUGCUGUCAAAUAUAACAACUGGCCUAAUCAACCUGUUGGUAGAUACAUUGCACAGCAGCACCUUGUGGGGCUUGUUUGUGCUCUGCCUCUAUAUGUUUACCAACUGUUUAAUUAUAUACACUCUACACUUGCAAGAUAAGACUAUAAAAUUUUGGUGAUCAAAAGGCAGUGGAUGUGUGUGUUUGAGCUAUUAAUGAGGGAGAAUAUUAAAUGUGAAGAAAAGGGGUUUUGGGCAAUCCAGUGUUAACUAGAUUUUAUUAAACUGAGUUUCAAUCCUCUAUAAUAAUAGUGAGGCUUAAUAUCUUCAUGUAUCUGCACUAUGUAAAACAAGCUAAUAGAGAAGAAACAAAGUGUUGUGUCUUGUUAGAAUGUUAAAUUUCAGUAUUUUAAAGGAAUUGUAGUUGUGACACUGGAAGAUUGGAGGGUGGAGAAAGGUUUUUUACUCUUAUAUAACCUUAUACCAUUCUAUAUUUUUUACUGUAUGUAUUUUAUAACAUUUACAUUAAAACUGUGAGUUGUGGAAAUGUCAACAAUUCUUUACUGCUCAAUUUUAAUCUUUUAAAAAAGCCUAAGUAUGAGAAAGCAAGUGUUUAAAAUCAAAUACACAUAUACUAUUAAAGUCAGAAAACAGUAAAAUGCUUCAAAGAAUAGACAGAAUUGUGUGAUAUAGUUAACAUGGUUAACUUGGGACUAAUUCAUGUUUUUGUUUUUUAGCCUACUAAAUACUAAAGCUCCUGGUAUCUUGGAGCUUGCAAUCUUGUGGGAGAAGCACAUUAAACAACUUUUAUAAAUUGUGUUAUCAUGAAAUACAGGUUGUCAAAUGGCAAGUCAAGAACUGAACUAGCAAAGUCAAGAUUAUUUUCCCUAGAGAUGGUACUUAUUUUGAGCCACAGCUGAUGGGUAGGAUGAAUUGUUGUUUGUGUGUCUAAGGUGUGGGGGGCCAAGUGCUGAUAAGAGAAGGGGUAAAUAACAGCAACUAGGAGUAUGAAUCCCUCAGCAAAGGUCCUGAGUUCGGAGAGCACCUCGCACAUGGUGGAAAUUAAAGAAGGCAUGAGCUCAGAAAAGGAGUAAUGAGCUAGGGAGGCAGGCAGGGGCCACAUCAGGCAUGCCUUAUCUACCAUGUUAAGGGG